AUGGAUAUCACAACAAUUAGUGAACCAUCCAUUUUACAAUUACCAUGUGAAGCAUCUGUUAUUUGUUCAAAUACUCAAUUAAAAUCAUCGACAUCUACAAAAGACAAACUAGCAAUCACGUCCAAACUUGUUGGGACUUGUAGAAAAGUACCCAAUUUUCAAUAUUCAAUAAAAACAUUAACAAGUCGCUUAGAAUCAGAGUACAAAGAAAGAGCUAUAGGUUCUCCGAAACAACUACAAAUAAAUCUUUACAAUAGCAGUCCACGAACAAUGAAGAUAUUUAAAAUGUUGGGCAACUUAUUUAUGUAUGUUUUGCUGCUCGUUGUAUUAUGAUUACGAUCAUCAUUUUGAAGUAUAUCAGAAUUAAAACUGAAAAGAAAAUGAACAAGUUUAAAAAAGAAUAAAACAAAGUUGCAGAUGUUUUUUCUUUAGAUAGUGACACUAUAUGAUAUGGUGAUAGAAAGCAUUACAUUUGGUUUUUAUUGUAAAAUUAAUGUUUUUGUGUGCUUUUUUCUGUAAAGUUUCAUUAUUAAUAGAAGCAUAGAUCAUCAACUGUAAACUAGUGCAUCUCUAGAUUAAACAUAUGCAAGUUAUAUGAUGGAUAAUGAUCCACCAGUUAUAUAUCUUUCUUUUCAUUUUUCCUUCUUGUGCACUGAAAAAAAAAAUGGUACGAUACCGAACCAAAAAGGUAUUUUGACCGAAAAAAAGGUUUCGUACAUGGUACGGAACCUAAAAAGGUUUCGAAUUCGUUGCAAUUCUCUGAACCAUUUUAGGUUCGGUACAGACCACUACGAAAAACUUGAAAAAGUGUCCUGAGUCAAUGACAAUCAAUUUUAGUCACCCAAAGUUUUGUACGAAACCUUUUGAGGGUUUCGUAUUGUCUUCCUAAAUGGUUCGGUACGCUGCAAAAAAAAUUGUAUGAUUACGGAACCAUUUAGG
Messenger RNA from Rotaria sp. Silwood2, 939 nucleotides. The record is from the annotation of a GenBank genome assembly. NCBI's taxonomy places the organism in Eukaryota, Metazoa, Rotifera, Eurotatoria, Philodinida, Philodinidae.